Molecule: messenger RNA, 927 nt
Organism: Loa loa (African eye worm)
Lineage: Eukaryota; Metazoa; Nematoda; Chromadorea; Rhabditida; Onchocercidae
Exons: 5
Coding region: 130-747 (205 amino acids)
Cellular component (GO): nucleus
Source: RefSeq, a predicted model, not a curated record
UUUAUAUUCUGUGUGCGUAGUUCGUGUUGAACAAUACUUACAACUCUAUGGUAUUGAAAUGAUCACAAUUCAGAUAUUUUCCACCAGUUCUGAAGUAAUGUUUAUGAGAUUUUUGUAGAUUUUUGUAUCAUGGGUUCUAACCGUCACUGCACAGAUGAAGCAGUUAAUUUUGAACAAAAAGACGAAGGUAUGCGUUAUGCGAUCAACUCUUACAUUGAUCUCCAAAAGGUAGUAGUGCUGAAUGAAGCAGUUGAAGGUUCUGGCGCAAAGAUUUUCAAGAAGUGGGAAGAUCGAUUGGAUAGGACUAUUUAUGUAGAAAGCGACAUUGAUGAGGAGCUACUGUUCAACAUACCAUUCAAAGGACAUGUAAAAAUAACUGGUCUUGUGCUGGCCGGUGACUUAGAUGGUACUCAUCCAUCAUACAUACGGCUCUAUAAGGAUCGACCAUCAAUGUCAUUUGAAGCAAUGGCUUUAGAAGCUGAUCAGGAAUUUUCAUUGAAACAGGACAUCAACGCACAGAAAGAUUAUCCCAUGAAGGCCUCAAAAUUCUCAAAUGUAACGCAUCUCAGCUUGCAUUUCCCAACCAAUUUUGGCGAAAACAAAACUCGGAUUUACUAUAUCGGUUUGCGAGGCGAGUAUAUUGCGGAUAUAAGGCAGCAGAUAUGCAUUACAACAUACGAAGCUAGGCCGAUGCUUAAAGAUCACAAAAGAGAAAUUCCAGAUGUCACACAGAGAGGUAUCAUGUAAUUGAUUUCUCUCUCUCAAAGUAAGCUUCUGCGCAUAUAAUUUGUGGAGUAUUUCUACAUGUGUAAUGUACAUAAUGCAGUGCAAAUGUUAUUACGUUGAGGAUAAAAUUAUCGAGAUAAGACGGCUGUGGAAGUCACGCGUUAAAAUUAUGCGCUACAAGUACCUAGGAUUUUUUGAAAG